AUGUCUGGAGCGGCAAAGGCUGUUCUGACCAUACACCCCAACAGCUCCCAGAUAUUCAGUGGAGAGUCUGUCACUCUCAGAUCUCUGCCCAAAGCUACACUGACUGUGAAGCCAAACCCUGUGUUCCCUGGAGAGACAGUUACUCUGACGUGUUCAGUAGGGUCUGACAGUAUCUGGAACUAUCAGUGGUACAAAGACAGUAAUGAUUAUGUACUACCCCAGUCUGCCAGACACACUAUAACAGGAGACACUCUCACCAUCAAUGGAGCAACAGUGAAUGAGGGUCCCUACUGGUGUCAGGGAGAGAGAGAGUCCAGACCCACUUCUUCAUCCAUCAGUGACCCUGUCACUAUCACUGUCAAUGCUCUGCCUGUGGCCUCAGUGAGUGUCUCUCCUCAGGGUCUCCUCUACUCUGGAGAGACAGUCAGUCUGCAGUGUGACAUACCAGGCUACACAGACUGGAUGUACUACUGGUACAAAAACAACCGAUACCUUCCCAGUCAGACCAGUAAAGCCAUAGAUAUCACCAUCCCCAUCACUCUGACUGGUCAGGCUGGUCAGUACAGAUGUGAGGGGCUGAGGACAGAUCAGCCCCAGAGGUCACAACCCAGUGAUGACAUCACCAUCAGUGUCACUGCUCUGCCCAAAGCUACACUGACUGUAGAGCCAAACCCUGUGUUCCCUGGAGAGACAGUUACUCUGAUGUGUUCAGUAGGGUCUGACAGUAUCUGGAACUAUCAGUGGUACAAAGACAGGACUGAUAAUGUAGUAUCCCAGUCUGGUUACAGUAACAUUGGAGUCUCUCACAUCAGUAGAGCUGAUGUGUCUGACCAGGGUCAGUACUGGUGUGAAGGGAACAGAGUGUCUAGACCCACAUCUUCACAACCAAGUGAUCCUGUCACUCUCACUGUAAAAUCUCUUCCCAAAACUACUCUGACUGUGAAGCCAAACCCUGCAUACACUGGAGAGAAAGUCACUCUGAUGUGUUCAGUGAGGUAUGACAGUAUCUGGAACUAUCAGUGGUACAAAGACUGGAAUUAUAAUGUAGUGUCCCAGUCUGUCAGACACACUAUAACAGGAGACACCUUCACCAUCAGUAGAGCUGCUGUGUCUGACCAGGGUCCGUACUGGUGUGAAGGGAACAGAGUGUCUAGACCCACAUCUUCACAACCUAGUACUGCUAUUACUCUCACUGUAAAAGCCCUUCCCAAAACUACUCUGACUGUGAAGCCAAACCCUGCAUACACUGGAGAGAAAGUCACUCUGAUGUGUUCAGUGAGGUAUGACAGUAUCUGGAACUAUCAGCGGUACAAAGACUGGAAUUAUAAUGUAGUGUCCCAGUCUGUCAGAAACGCUAUAACAGGAGACACCUUCACCAUCAGUAGAGCUGCUGAGUCUGACCAGGGUCAGUACUGGUGUGAAGGGAACAGAGUGUCUAGACCCACAUCUUCACAACCUAGUACUGCUAUUACUCUCACUGUAAAAGAUCCAAACCCUGUGUUCCCUGAAGAGACAGUUACUCUGAUGUGUUCAGUAGGGUCUGACAGUAGAUGGAGCUAUCAGUGGUACAAAGACAGGAAUUAUAAUGUAGUGUCCCAGUCUGUCAGACACACUAUAACAGGAGACACCCUCACCAUCAGUAGAGUUACUGAGUCUGACCAGGGUCUCUACUGGUGUCAGGGAGAGAGAAGAUCCAGACCCACAUCUUCAUCCAUCAGUGAUGAUGUCACUGUUACUGUGAAUAAUUAUCAGCCAAAGACCACACUGACUUCAGACAAAGAGAACAUAUUCACAGGAGACAGGGUGACACUGAGCUGUACUGUAGAGUCUUCUGGAUGGACGUUUUACUGGUACAGACACAGACCAGACUCUACACCAGUAACCACAACCUCUGUAUACUCCUACAUACUCAGCCGGGUCAGUGUCUCUGAUGGAGGACAGUACUGGUGCAGAGCUGGGAGAGGAGACCCAGUCUACUACACCCUGUACAGUGACCCAGUCCAGAUAAACAUUACUGAGAGACCUGUUGCUGUUCUGACCCUCCAACCCAACUGGACCCAGAUAUUCAUUAGAGAGACUGUUACUAUGAGAUGUGACAUACAGGGAGAAGGAGACUCUGACUGGGACUACAGAAUGUAUAAGAAUAGUCAGUUAUUGCUCCCCUUAAACACAAAGUCUGAGUACAGAAUCAGUCCUGUCUACAGGUCUAACAGUGGUUCAUAUACCUGUGAGGGUGUAAAGGGAAGCACGUUCUCCAAGACCAGUGAGGCUGUAAAACUGACUGUGUCUGAUCAACCCAAGGCUGUCCUGAGUAUCUCUCCUCAGUGGCUGAACCCUGGAGACUCAGUGUCUCUGAGGUGUGAAGUUGACAAGACGUCUGCAGACUGGAGGUUCUCCUGGUACAGGACUGUUCCCAACAGAGCUGGAUUACCCUCCCUAUCAGACAAGUCUUACUCUCUACAGCCCCUAUCUGACAAUGGGACUAGUGAAGACUCCUACACUCUGAUCCCUGCUGGUCCUACUCCCACAGGAGGAUAUGUGUGUAGAGCUGGGAGAGGAGACCCAGUCUAUGAUACACUCUACAGUGAACCUCAGUUUCUCUGGUCAGCAGAUCUGCAGCCUUCAGUGUCUCUUACAGUAAAUCCCAACAUAACUCAACACUUUAGAUCAAAGUCUCUCUCACUGAGCUGUGAGCUGAAGGGGAACUCUACUGGAUGGAGACUGAAGAGAUACACAGAGACAGCAUGGACGUCAGAGUGUCCAUCUACCUGGAGAUCAAUAACAGAAUCCACCUGCACCAUCACAUCAUUGAACACAGGGGACAGUGGAGUGUUCUGGUGUGAGUCUGGAUCAGGAGAGUACAGUAAUGCUGUCAACAUCACAGUGAACGAUGGUGAUGUGAUCCUGGAGAGCCCUGUCCAUCCCGUGACUGAAGGAGACUCUGUGAAUCUGACCUGUACAUUUAGAUAUCAGGAAACAAAUCCUAAACCCAAGACUGAUUUCUACAAAGAUGGAGAACUCAUCAAGAAUGAGACCACAGGAGAGAUGACCAUCCCUACAGUAUCCAAGUCAGAUGAAGGAUUCUAUAAGUGUAAAUCUGAUGAAGGAGAAUCACCAGAGAGCUGGGUGACAGUGAGAGUCGUAUCUCCUGGACCCUCUACAUCAGUCCUAGUAGGAGUGGUUGUGGGUCUGGUUGUUGCUGGUGUUUUACUGGUCAUUCUCCUGGUCCUGCUGGUGAGAUAUCAGAACAGAAAAGGCCCCCUCAGCCCCAGAGAACCAACCAGGACCCCCAACAGGACCAAGGGUCUACCCAGGGCCAGGCUCCUGAUACUGGAUUCUGCUGAAGCUUCUGCUGCUGGACCAAGUCAUGUGACCUACGCCCAGAUUCAACUGAAAAAGUUGGACAAGAAAAAGAAAGGUGACUCUCAACUGUGA
Salvelinus namaycush (lake trout) is the source of this 3435-nucleotide messenger RNA. RefSeq names its product basement membrane-specific heparan sulfate proteoglycan core protein-like. The transcript is spliced from 16 exons. Gene Ontology annotation, biological process: cell surface receptor signaling pathway. The coding region runs from base 1 to 3435 and encodes 1144 amino acids. Lineage: Eukaryota; Metazoa; Chordata; Actinopteri; Salmoniformes; Salmonidae. Gene Ontology annotation, molecular function: transmembrane signaling receptor activity. The record is from RefSeq and is a predicted model, not a curated record.